AUGUUAACAUUAUCAGUAACCAUUAUUUCGGUUGAGGAAAGGUGGGUAAUUUGGUCUACGUGUUGUGCGGCCGAGUUUGUUUCGUUGGUGAGCUUAACAGGUAUCUUCUCGCAUUUGUACUGGGACAAGAUGCUACAAGACACACUUUCAAUCAUAUGCAUAUCUUUUUUCACAGCAUUUUUGGGAGAAGGCUUAACAUGGCUUUUCGUAUACAGAACAGAAAAAUACCAAAAACUGAAAGCUGAGGUAGACAAGCAAUCUAAGCGUUUAGAGAAGCAACGAGAUGUUACGGAGUCAGCUAUAGAUCGCACUGCCAAAAAGCGUUUAGAGAAGCAAGAAGAGCGAUUCAAAAACAUUAAUCGGGAGUUAUCUAUGGUUAAAAUGAAAUCUAUGUUUGCAGUCGGACUUAUAUUCACUUCAUUAUUCAAUGUUUUCAGUAGUAUGUUUGAUGGACGUGUUGUAGCCAAAUUGCCGUUUGUCCCUUUCUCAUGGAUUCAAGGACUAUCUCAUAGAAAUCUCCCAGGCAGUGAUUUCACAGAUGCUUCUUUUGUCUUUGUGUAUAUAUUGUGUACAAUGUCAAUCCGACAGAAUGUACAGAAGAUCCUGGGUUUCGCUCCUUCUCGAUCAUUCAAUAAACAAUCUACAGGAUUUGCUCAAAGUUAACAUUUGACAGUUAAUCCAGUCUCAAUGUACAUUCUUCAGUGUAUUCAACACAAAAAUGUAUUAAAAAUGACUUUUUAUGACUGUAAUGUGGUUUGUUUUCUUUUUUUAAUAAAAUCACUUGACUAAAUAAUAACAUUAAAAUUGCUAUCCAAUUGUAAAACUGUAUAUUUGUUGGUCCUUUUCUCUUAAUCAUAAUAUAUAGUAUUAGUUGA
Messenger RNA from Schistosoma curassoni, 875 nucleotides. The record is from the annotation of a GenBank genome assembly. NCBI's taxonomy places the organism in Eukaryota, Metazoa, Platyhelminthes, Trematoda, Strigeidida, Schistosomatidae.